AUGUCAGAGGAACUGAGCAAGAACUUUGAGACACUUCAACUCCACGCGGGUGCUGAGAUUGAUCCCACUACUCGUUCUCGAGGUGUACCAAUCUACGCUACUACUAGCUAUGUCUUCAAUGACUCUGCCCAAGGCGCCAGACUCUUUGGUCUCAAGGAGUUUGGCAACAUUUACAGCCGCAUCAUGAACCCAACAGUCGAUGUCUUCGAGAAGAGAAUAGCCGCUCUAGAAGGAGGUGUUGCUGCCCUCGCUGCCUCCUCAGGCCAAGCAGCUCAGUUUCUCGCCAUCAGCACCCUCGCCCACGCUGGCGACAACAUUGUCUCUACUUCUAACCUCUACGGUGGCACUUACAACCAGUUCAAGGUCUUCUUCCCUCGUCUGGGCAUUAACACCAAGUUUGUCGACGGUGACAAGCCCGAGGAUAUUGCUGCUGCUAUCGACGAGAAGACCAAGGCUGUUUACGUUGAGAGCAUCGGUAACCCCAAGUACAACAUUCCUGAUCUUGAGGCUAUUUCCAAGGCUGCUCACGAGAAGGGUGUUCCUGUCAUUGUCGAUAACACCUUUGGUGCUGGAGGUUACUUCAUCCGACCCAUCGACCAUGGCGCUGAUAUUGUCGUCCACUCUGCUACCAAAUGGAUCGGCGGUCACGGUACUACCAUCGGAGGUGUGGUCGUAGACUCUGGUAAGUUCGACUGGGGUAAGCACGCCGCUCGCUUCCCUCAGUUCCACGAGCCCUCUGAGGGUUACCACGGUCUCAAGUUCUACGAGACCUUCGGCAACAUCACCUUCAUCAUCCGUGCUCGUGUCGAAAUUCUCCGUGAUCUCGGCUCGACCCUCAACCCGUUUGCUGCUCAGCAAUUGCUCCUCGGUCUCGAGACUCUCAGUCUACGUGCCGAGCGACAUGCCCAGAACGCCCUGGCUCUGGCACAGUAUCUCGAGAAGAGCCCCUAUGUCAGCUGGGUUUCCUACCCUGGUCUCGAGAGCCAUCCUUACCACGAGACGGCUAAGAGAUACCUGAAGAGGGGAUUCGGCGGUGUCCUAAGCUUUGGUGUCAAGGGCGGUGGCGCUGGUAGUGAGGUCGUUGACGGCUUCAAGCUCAUUUCUAACCUUGCCAAUGUCGGUGAUGCUAAGACAUUGGCCAUUCACCCCUGGAGUACUACCCACGAGCAGCUUUCUGACGACGAGAAGCGUAGAUCCGGUGUCACCGAGGAUCUUAUUCGAAUUUCCGUUGGUAUUGAGCACAUUGAUGAUAUCAUUGCCGACUUCGAGCAGUCAUUCAAGGCUGCUUCAGAUACUACCACCAAGGGCGAAAAGAAGGAGGUUCCUGUCGGCGAUAAGGAGGCUGAGGCCCCUCUUGCUCCUUGA
Messenger RNA from Fusarium coffeatum, 1365 nucleotides. RefSeq lists its product as uncharacterized. The transcript is spliced from 6 exons. Gene Ontology annotation, biological process: transsulfuration. Gene Ontology annotation, molecular function: transferase activity, transferring alkyl or aryl (other than methyl) groups; pyridoxal phosphate binding. Bases 1 to 1365 code for a protein of 454 amino acids. The record is from RefSeq and is a predicted model, not a curated record. NCBI's taxonomy places the organism in Eukaryota, Fungi, Ascomycota, Sordariomycetes, Hypocreales, Nectriaceae.